AUGGCUGUGGGCUUUGGCGGCGUCGCCGCGCUUGGAGGCCUCACACUGCGGGACGGGGCCUUGCGACCGCCCAUGGGCGGUCGGCUUGCAGCCCUCGGGGAGUGCGCAGACGUUCGCUGCGCGACCCAUCGUCUGGCUCACCCGGAGGUACGGCCGGCCUUUGUAGCGUUUGCCAUGGCGCAGUGCAAAGUUGCGAAGCUCCACUCCGAAGUGACAGUUCUGGCAAUUGGCUCGGGCGGCCUCCUCUUUGAGUGGGAGGUGCUGGAAGCAUUGCGGACCAGCUGCUCGGCCAAGCACACAAGCUGUGGUGUGGGCUCUGGGGUGCAGGGGUGA
This is a messenger RNA of Symbiodinium necroappetens, 333 nucleotides long. The record is from the annotation of a GenBank genome assembly. Lineage: Eukaryota; Dinophyceae; Suessiales; Symbiodiniaceae.